GGAACUUACUAUGUACUGUGGUGCAGCAUGACUAUCAUAACACUAAUGCGGUUCUCCAGGUUGUGUGCAGGACGCCGUUUGACGAGGAAUCCGGCACGCAAUAUACCAUGGGUUGGUAGGCACACGUCCCAAACAGCCGGUCAAAUAGCUGGCAUCUUGUCUUCAUCCACAAAGUUGCCGAGCCGUCAUGCAUCUGGGACAGCAAGUGCUUCAACUGCACCAACAACCUGGGUCGACAGUCUCCCACCAAAAAUUCGACCUUACCUCUACUUGACAAGAAUCGAUAAGCCAAUUGGGACCUUAUUGCUGUUUUACCCUUGUGCAUGGUCCAUAACCAUGGCCUCGUAUGCCUCAGAGGCACCAUUAACGACACCUCUGACAUAUCUCGGCCUAUUUGGACUUGGAGCAAUGGUCAUGCGCGGUGCAGGUUGCACCAUCAACGACAUGUGGGAUAAAAAUUUAGACAAAGCCGUAGAGAGAACACAAAGUAGACCACUUGCGAGAGGUGACAUCAGCCAGAGACAGGCACUGGUGUUCUUAGCUGGACAGUUGACAGUGGGACUGGGAGUUUUGUUACAGCUGAAUUGGUACAGCAUUCUCCUUGGAGCUUCAUCUCUGUCUUUGGUGACCGUAUACCCGUUCAUGAAAAGAAUCACCUACUGGCCGCAAGCCGUACUAGGACUCACUUUCAAUUGGGGGGCUUUGCUCGGCUGGUCUGCCGUUGCCGGGGCAGUCGACUGGAGUGUUUGUCUCCCUCUAUACGCAGGUGGAGUAUGCUGGACUCUUGUGUACGACAGCGUAUAUGCACAUCAAGACAAAGUAGACGACAUAAAUGUUGGUAUCCACUCCACCGCCCUGCUUUUUGGAGAGCAGACCCGCCCCAUCCUCGGCGCGUUCUCGGCAUCAACCGUCUCUUUGAUUGGUCUCGCAGGCGUUCUCAACGCUCAUGGGGUGCCAUUCUAUCUCGGCCUCGGUCUCGGAGCUGCCCAGCUCGCACGCGUUCUUUGGAAAACAGACUUUGAGAGUCGUCCCAGUUGCUGGCAGGGAUUCGUAGGAUGUGGUUGGUCUGGAUUUUGGAUAUGGAUGGGAGCUUUGGCAGAUUACGCAGUCCUGAUUUCAGGUCUUACAUGACGGUCGUCUGCUCGAAUGACAAAAUUUCUUGUAGUGGUUAGGAAUAUGCCAGAGGCGCCACUAUGCAAGUGACUGUUGGUUUGGCUUUCUGCAGUCGACAUUUGCGCCUCGCUUCUCGUCAUUUAUAUUGUUGCUUUAUCCAAGUUGUUGAGAUAGAGAUCGAAUUAGCCAUAGCCUAUAGGGGAUUGCAUACUUUUUUGGAAAUUUU
This is a messenger RNA of Suillus subalutaceus, 1339 nucleotides long. RefSeq names its product para-hydroxybenzoate-polyprenyltransferase. The record is from RefSeq and is a predicted model, not a curated record. Gene Ontology annotation, biological process: ubiquinone biosynthetic process. Gene Ontology annotation, molecular function: 4-hydroxybenzoate polyprenyltransferase activity. The transcript is spliced from 6 exons. NCBI's taxonomy places the organism in Eukaryota, Fungi, Basidiomycota, Agaricomycetes, Boletales, Suillaceae. Gene Ontology annotation, cellular component: mitochondrial inner membrane. Bases 28 to 1131 code for a protein of 367 amino acids.